Monomorium pharaonis (pharaoh ant) is the source of this 5527-nucleotide messenger RNA. RefSeq names its product mitogen-activated protein kinase kinase kinase 13 (gene wnd). Gene Ontology annotation, biological process: protein phosphorylation; JNK cascade. NCBI's taxonomy places the organism in Eukaryota, Metazoa, Arthropoda, Insecta, Hymenoptera, Formicidae. The record is from RefSeq and is a predicted model, not a curated record. The transcript is spliced from 12 exons. Bases 575 to 3346 code for a protein of 923 amino acids. Gene Ontology annotation, molecular function: ATP binding; JUN kinase kinase kinase activity.
ACCGCAGCGCGAUCUCUCCUCCCCCGCCCCUACCCUGCGCGGGCGCGCUCUCUGGCGUCGGAGUUGCGGGACAAUGACGCGCCAUUUUGUCCAGUGUCUGUCGAACGGUCGCGUCGCGCGUCGGGGUGUCGUCGUCGCGGGGUUGUUCGCUGCGCGCGAGCGAUUAAAUCGGAGUGCGGUGCGGUGGUGAUAACAGAUAUACGCAUACGCACGCACGCACACGUACACGCGCGCGCGCGUGCGCCCGGACUUCCUCGCGAGACCGCGAGGUGUAAUAUGUAUUGCGCGCUCCUCCGGUGCGAGGUGCCUGUGCCGACGACGACGACGACGACGACAACAACAACAACGACAAAGACUUCCCGCGCGGCGAGGAAGAAUUGCGAGCCGCUACGACGGUGGACGUAGCGUCGCGACGGCGCUCGACGCUCGCAGCGGAAGAAAGGAAUCCAGAGGAGCGUGGAUGGCGACGACGGCGGCGACGAUUCCGUCGCGAGCAACAGCCGCCGCGGUUCCUGUUGUCGCGACAACGGAGAGCGGCGUUCAGAUUUAUCUAUAAUCUAGCACUUGGGCGAGAAUGCGCACUCCUGCUGAAACCGAGACUCUGGCGCAACCCGAAAUGUACAACCUGGAAACCGAGGAAACAGGAACGUCCGCGGACGUAAGCGGAGUAGUUUUAUCAUCUCCGCAUCCAGAGACUCAUAUAUUUACUAACAGCAUGCUGUGCAUUCAAGAAGAGCUAGCUCAGUUGAGUGAAAUCAGGGGAAGCCCCGAACGGCUAAUCACCGAGUUGCGUGAGGUUCAAUUGCCCAAUAGUAACCUCAAUUCCGCGGGUAACUCCAGCGAUGCCGCGACAAAAUGCGCUUCCGGAUCGGAAAGCAUCGAUUCUCAACGAUCGAGUUGGGUCGAGGGCAUCCUGGGAUGCAUGCGUCCCGUCUGGACCAUGUUAUCGAAGGCUGCUAUUAAUGAAAAAAUUAAGGGUUUUUCAAGUAAGUCAUCAGACGAUUGGGAGAUACCCUUCGAAGCAAUCAGCGAGCUGCAAUGGCUCGGAUCCGGGGCUCAAGGUGCAGUAUUUAGUGGGAAAUUAAAUAAGGAAAUAGUAGCUGUAAAAAAGGUGAAAGAACCGAAAGAGACUGACAUACGCCAUUUGCGAAAACUCAAUCAUCCGAAUAUUGUACACUUCAAAGGAGUGUGUACAAAACCUCCUUGUUAUUGCAUAAUAAUGGAGUUUUGCCCAUACGGACCAUUGUAUGACCUUCUAAGAGCUGGAGAACCGGUUCCUCCUGCUAGAUUGGUGUCAUGGUCAAAACAAAUUGCUGCGGGAAUGGCGUACCUUCAUGCUCACAGAAUUAUACACAGAGAUCUCAAGAGUCCAAAUGUUCUAAUAGGACAAGGGGAAGUAGUGAAAAUCAGUGAUUUUGGUACGAGUAAACAGUGGAAUGAGAUUAGCACGAAAAUGACUUUUGCUGGUACAGUGGCAUGGAUGGCGCCGGAGGUAAUCAGGAACGAGCCUUGCUCAGAAAAGGUGGACAUAUGGUCAUACGGCGUUGUACUGUGGGAAUUACUGAGCGGCGAGAUACCUUACAAGGACGUAGAUUCUUCCGCUGUUAUGUGGGGAGUGGGCAGUAAUUCUCUUCAUUUACCAAUUCCUACCAGUUGCCCGGAAGGAUAUGGACUACUGGUUAAGCAGUGUUGGUCAGCCAAACCACGUAACAGGCCUGCCUUCAAACUCAUCGAGAUGCAUCUCGCUAUCGCGGCUGUUGAUGUACUCUCCACGGAACCUGAGGAUUACUUUAAGGCACAGCAAUCUUGGAAGAAGGAAAUACAGGAACACAUGAAGCAGAUGCCACUAUUUACUAGUACCGAUCCACGUUUCGAGGCUGAACUAAUCCGUCGGAGGAAGGAUGAACUGCGACACGCUCAAGAUGUCAGAGAACAUUAUGAGCGCAAGCUCGAACGCACUAACAACUUAUAUUUGGAACUAAACGCUAUUCUGCUACAAUUAGAAUUGCGUGAGCGUGAUGUGAUAAAACGACGCAGUUACGCUUUGCAUAAUCGCUUUGCGCUUACAAGACAAAUAGCACAAGACUUCAGCCGAACUCGCACAUUUGGAAAUAAAUAUCUGGUUUGUCUCAGGAGAGAACAGCAAACAACAGGAUACAAGCAGUAUAAGAAACGUCUUGUCCGUCCUUUAUUAAAGGCUCAAGAGAGGCUAUACCGCAGACGGAAUGGCACAGCGCAGUUCUCUUCCUCGACGCCAACUACUCCCCCAUCGCCCACUGCAGAUUCUCCGCAGAGCCCCGUCAAAGCCACCAUGUAUACUCAGCUGAAUGAAUCUAAUCAGCCGGAAACUGUUUUAGCAUCAAACAAUAGCUUCAAACAGCGUAAAUACAGGCAUCGUAGAGUUGGUUCGGGUUGUGGUCUAAGUUCUAGUCCUAGAUCGAGUCCUCAUCGUGAAAGAAAGAGUACAGAGGUACCUGCAAGGUUUGUUGACAGUCACACACAAACGGACAUCACGGACAUCAAUGAAACGGAUCACAUUCCAAAUGUAGCACUUUCUUUAUCGGAGAAGUCGUUAGACCUCAUCAGAAGACAUUCAUUGAAUAAGCAAGCAACAGAAUGCUUAAAUGGGAAUCCAAUUUUGCCGGAAACGCACUAUCCGAUACAUACUAAUUCAUGCUCUAGUCCUGAGCCCUUAAAUGAAAACUCCAAUGGAAACGAACGUUUGAAGGAUUGUAGCGACGACGACAAUCUUGAGACUCUCGGCAGAAAAGUCAGCGAAAUUAUUAAUGCAAAUCGUCUUAUCAUUGAUAAUGGAAAUGGCGAUGAUAUUAUACUCUCCCACAGUAGAAAUAAAGAAGAUUCAGGCAAAAUAUCUGGACACUAUAUGGAACAAUCUGAUAUUAAAAUACGAGCUUCUUCGGACAAUACAGAUGACCGCGAGGAUGAUGCUUGUGAAGAAAGCUGGUCGGAUGAAGAGGGAGAAGAUCCAAGCUAUACUUAUAAUUAUUCUUUAAGACGAAGAAGUAUCGCAAGGAGGCCGAUCGGUCCCGGAUGCAGAUUACGAAGAUCUAAAUUAACAAUAACACCCGGAAGAAUACAAGGGGCAUUAGCUUCUGAUGAGGAAAAUACUUCUGAAUAUUCGCAUCCUCCGUCCAGUCAGACUUCCACCCUAGAAAGUAAUCCAGAUGUUCAAAGAGUUCUUCGUAAUAUACAUCAUUCUCAAAAAAGAAAGGAAAUAGACGACGUUUCUGACACAUCGAGUCAAUCGGAAACGGACGAAGUCAGUGAAGUUACAAUUGCAUCUCAACCGGCGAACGGAUCUAUGAAGAUGGAAAGCCGAAUGUAGAUUAAUUAUUAGUAUAAUUUUUAUAUCUGAUUUAUCAUUGGUUUAUAAGUUAGAGUUACUGCCUGAGUGAAAUUGAAUAAUCAUGUCAUUCUUCAUUCUGUAACUUAUGUUGAAUAUUGUAGAUAUUUAUCUAUUCUAUACAUCUAUAUAUGUAUUUUAUACAUAUAUAUGUAUACACACACAUACAUAAUGACAUACAUAUAUAUAUUUGCAUCCACAUCUCCAUAUAUAAACACGUAUACAUAUAUUAAAAAUAUGUAAUAUUAUUUAGGAAACAAUUGAUUCGGUAUAUAAUUCAAGUCGAGAUUUUCCUUAAUUUUUUUUAACCUAAUAAUUUCCAAAAGUAUUUUUCAUCAAUAUUUAAUUAUAUCAUUUAUAUAAAUUGCAAAAAGACAGAUUAAUAUUGCUCAAGUUUGAGUUAUUAUACGCAAUUUUUUAUAGCAUAUACAACAUGAAAACAUGAGUGUAGUAUAAUUUUCAUUCAACAAAUCUAGAUACUGCUUCGAAGGAUAUUAUUUGCAAAUGCAGUGAUUACAUUAAUAUUAUUCGAAAUAACUAUGUACAACGGGCAUUUUUAUGCUUAACACUCACAUUAACUUCGCUAUAAUUAUCAUUAAUAAAUGUAUUGAGUUUGCUCGAUGUACUGGGCAGAAAUAUCAUGUAUUUAUUUCUUUCAUGGCAUCACAUAUUUCGUAUUCACAGUUCUUUCUUCAAAUACGCAUAUGUACUAGGUCACAAAUUUGAUUUCAAACUAUGCAUAACCAUUGCCAUAGAAAUAAGUUUUUAUUGUAAAAAUGCAGGCAGCAACAACUCUUUAAAUUCACGUUUCUCUACUUAUGUAUGUGUUUGUGUUUGACGAAAUGAAAGGGCAGCUGUAAAUAUGUAAGAUGCUUUCAUAGUUAUGAAAGCAUCUGGCCGAUGAUAUUAUGUACAUGCAUAAUUUGGGUGGAAGCCCAGACUUUUGUAUAACACAUAAUGCACAACACAUAAGAGAAUCAAUCAAUCAGAAUCGCCUAUUUCCUUCCCCGGGAUAGAAGUAAAGGCCUCUGAUUGGCUUAUUUUCUUAUGCGUUAUGUUCAUACAUUAUGCAAAAGUCUAUGAUCUCGCUCUUUAAAUGCAUUCUCUUAAAAGAAAAGAACUUAAUGAACUUCUCGAAACAGAAUAAGAAUGUACAACGUAACGUUAAUGAAUUUUAUUAUGACAUAAGUGCCUAUGGCAAUUUGCAUGCAUCGACCGCGUCUAGUAAAAGUUAGAGAAUUGAUAAUAAUAUGCAAUUUAGUCUUUGAAGCAUGUAUUGAAAGAUAUUGUUGUACCUGUACGAUCUUUUAUAUUUGCAAUAUAUAUGGAUACGAAGAUGUUAGGCAAAAAUCGAAAAGUAAGGAAAAAAUACAAAAAUGUAAAACUCUCUUCCUUGGAAGCUAUUGUAUUUACAAUAGAAGGGGUACAUUGUACUGUCGUAUAUAUUUUCCAAGCAUGUGCUCAUACGUAAGAAACUUAAUUCUUUUUUUUUUUUUUACUUCACAGCCAACAAGAGUCAGAGAGCAUAAGUCUACAGUGACUACUGUACUUAUUGAUUUCAGUCUAAGCAUUUAAUAUAUAGUUUAAGAAGUGAAUUGUAUUGCGCGAAAUAUAGUUAAACAUGGUGCAGGUGGUUACACGAGUUUCAAAACGAAGCUCAAACAAUAGCACUGGACUGCACGCGAACCUCAUACUCAUUCCGCGAGAACUAUUGGUACUAAUUAAUUAUUGUAAGUUGUAUCUCUCUGUUUUACACGCGCUAUCUACAAACUAUUUCAUUUACUUGAUUACAGGAAAAAAAUGUUUUGCAUCCAUCUAUUGUACCUGCUUUGAAACUCAAAUUGCCUUAAUGACAAUUAUACAUCUGUAAUUGUAAAUAUAGACAAUACAACAGGAACUUAGCGGAUAAGCAUAAAGAAUAAGAUAGAAUAAUAAUUUCGAUGUGCUCAUCUGAACGAAAUAAUUUACGAGGCAUAUUAUAAAUAGAGAGAGUACUUUGUAGUAAUCAUACGUAUUGUAUCCAUCAUACUUAUGCGAGUAGUUGCAUAAAUUGUUCCUUUUUGUGCAGUGGCAGCUAAAAAUCUGACUAGUUCUAUUAUUAUAUAAUAAUAGAAGCAGUACACAAAAUUUGUGUUAUACAUAAAAUAAAGUUGAUUUACACAA